AUGAAUUUUGUUGAACUUUUGUGCUAUUUUAACGUGUGUGCGCUCUCAGAUCGCUCGCCAAUUGUGACAAUUCCGGCGCUCGGUGAAGUGCGUGGGUCGAAAAUGAUUUCUUCAUCCAGACGAAGUUUUUUUGCUUUCAGAGGUAUUCCGUACGCCAAAUCUCCUGUGGGAGAGCUUCGUUUUAAGGAUCCCGUACCUGUCGAUCCGUGGUUUGGAAAUAUCCUUGAUGCAAGUCGAGAGGAAUCGCCUUGUAUACAAUAUAAUGGGAUGUUGCAAAAGUUUAUGGGUGUCGAAGAUUGUCUAACGUUGAACAUCUACACGCACAAUUUGGUUUCUGACGACCCGAGACCAGUUAUGGUGUAUAUUCAUCCCGGUUCGUUUUUCUUUGGAAGUGCCGGGGCGACAACUGAUCUAGCAGGUCCUGGUUAUUUCCUUGAUCGAAACAUCGUCCUUGUGACAGUGCAAUAUAGACUUGGCUCUUUUGGUUUUUUAAGCACUGAAGAUAGUGAAGCUCCUGGAAACUACGGUCUUUUAGAUCAGACCAUGGCUUUAAAAUGGGUGCGUGAGCAUAUUCGCUCUUUCGAUGGUAAUCCCAAUUCCGUUACACUUUUCGGAUCGAGCGCUGGCGGUGUCAGUGUCCAUUACCAUUUAUUAUCUCCACAUUCCAAAGGACUGUUUCAUCGGGCGAUUUCUCAGUCGGGCACAUCGCUAAACUCUUGGGCGAUCAAAAAAUCUGUUGGGCAGUAUACCCGAAAAUUGGCCAAUUAUUUGAAUUGCCCCCAAUCGAAUUCCAAUGAAUUAUUGGCAUGUUUGCGAGAAAAACCAGCCAGGCAAGUAGUUCAAUUCCAAAAAAAAAUCGAGAUAAUGCAAGUUUUUCCGGUUGGAUUUGGACCUCGUGUUGAUGUCGAGAGGGAAUCCCCGUUUCUUCCAGCCAAGCCAAGAAUUCUCAUGGAAUCAAAGCAAAUCAAUUCAGUGCCUGUCAUUAUUGGAACUAACAGAAACGAAGGCGGUUCAAUGAUCCGUAGGCUUCUUUCUAGAAACGGUAGGCUAUUAAAUAAAUUUGUGGAAAACCCCGUUAAAUACUUUAGCUACAUGACGGGCAUGGAAAGUGACGACGACCAUCGCGACCGUCAAAACCUCAAGAUUCUAAACGAGAUAUUAACUCGUUACUACAGUAUAGGUGACCCGCGUCAGCCGCAUCAGUUGAAUGAGCUGGGCGAUCUAUUCACAGACUACAUGUUCCAUCAAGAUAUUGACCAUUCCGCUCAGUUGCUCAGCAAAUAUAGCGAACAACCCAUUUACUAUUAUUUCUACAACCACAGUUUACAUAUUUCGAUAAAUAGAUUUAUGGGGAUAUCAACUGAGGUCGACCUGGGCAGCGGUCAUGCAUCGGAACUGCUACUUAUGUUUUCCAACGUGUUCUUUCCUCGACUGCAUUCGCUGAAGGAUUUGAAAGUUUCAAACAUGUUACUCGAUUUAUGGACUUCAUUCGCAAGCGAUGGUGUACCUCGGAGUGAUUUCUUACCUAGUGAUUGGAUCCCUACUACGGAAAGCCAGACACGAUAUCUCAGGAUAGAAGCUGCACAUCCUUCCAUGGUGAACGACUCGCUGCCAUUUCAUGAACGCUUACAAUUUUGGAGAGAUAAGUUGAACCGAAUUUAGUAAAAGUUUUCUUGCCACAUUUCGUAAUCUUAUUUAACACGCAUAACGUAAUACAAGUUCGUCGUACAUUGGAA
Molecule: messenger RNA, 1736 nt
Organism: Daphnia pulex (common water flea)
Lineage: Eukaryota; Metazoa; Arthropoda; Branchiopoda; Diplostraca; Daphniidae
Product: venom carboxylesterase-6-like
Exons: 11
Coding region: 1-1662 (553 amino acids)
Source: RefSeq, a predicted model, not a curated record